Bradysia coprophila is the source of this 716-nucleotide messenger RNA. RefSeq names its product Drosulfakinin (gene Dsk). The record is from RefSeq and is a predicted model, not a curated record. Lineage: Eukaryota; Metazoa; Arthropoda; Insecta; Diptera; Sciaridae.
AGAUUUACCUUGGACGUUGAUAUGCUAUGCACAAUUUUUGUAGAAAAUUAAAUUUGCAUACGCUUAAGUUAGAUGGCGAAAACAAUAACUAAAGUACUCGUCAUCCUUGUUGAAUAUAUAAAGGAGAUUCAAGACAGUUUUCGUUUCAAAAGAAAGUUGUCCUUUAUACGGUUCAGUAGGCACUCUAUACCCGUUUCGAUUCAAUAAAACGUUACACAAUAUGGGUCAGGUUUCCGUUUCAAUAUUAACAUCGCUGGUCAUCUUUCUUGUGUACUAUUUUCUGGUCGGAAACGUUGCAGCUUCAAGCAGCGUCAAUUCGGAUACCAUUCAGAAAACACAAUCGCCGCAUGCAACGCAAAACUAUAGACGAUACCACAGAUCACCAAUGAACAGCGGUUCUGGUUCGAAAUCGUUAUUGCCGAGGUCGAAAAUAAUUCCGAUCGAAUUGGAUCUUCUCUUGGAUGACGAAGAAAUGUACGACAAAAGUAAACGGUAUGACGACUACGGGCACAUGAGAUUCGGCAAGCGGGGCGGUGAGGAUCAAUUCGACGAUUAUGGUCACAUGCGAUUCGGCAAACGGGCUGGUGGUGAAUAGUGAAUUUAAUUGUCUUGAAUUAAAUUGUGUGUUUCAUUUAUUGGAUUUGUUCAAUUUUUAAUUUGGUUUCGAAUCAAUGUAAAAUAUUACCGGCUGUUUUUAUUAUUAAAAAGUGAAAAUU